Molecule: messenger RNA, 1832 nt
Organism: Rubroshorea leprosula
Lineage: Eukaryota; Viridiplantae; Streptophyta; Magnoliopsida; Malvales; Dipterocarpaceae
Source: the annotation of a GenBank genome assembly
AAAUUUUUACUACACAUUGGCAGCCAACUGGCCCUGCUAGUGCAUGUAGCUGCAAAGGGUUGAAUGUCUAUCCCAAAAAAAAAAAAAUGAAAGAAAGAAAGAUGCAAGCAAAUUGGUCCCUCAUAUCGUUUUAGGAAAGAAAGUAACUUGAGGGCGAAAAGUUAAAAAGAGAAACAGUUAAGGGGCCAACUUGGGUUAUUCUUUUUAUUUUAGUUUUUAUUAAGAACUUUUCCCCAGCAAAGGGUUUAAUUAAAACCCCAGGGCAGGGCAUUGGGACUCCGUAGAACACCAAUGGAGGAACGCUUUUGUGGGCGAGAUGGCAAGCCAUGGAGAGUCCUCGAAUUCUACAGUGGAAUUGGUGGCAUGAGGUACUCCCUAAUGCAGGCUGGUGUCAACGCAGAAGUGGUGGAAGCCUUUGACAUAAACGAUACAGCAAAUGAUGUUUACCAACACAAUUUCGGUCACCGUCCUUUUCAGGGUAAUAUCCAGACCCUAACUGCUGCAGAUCUUGACAACUAUAAGGCACAUGCAUGGCUUCUUUCACCCCCUUGCCAACCCUACACUCGACAAGGUCUCCAGAAGCACUCUGCUGAUGCUCGAGCAUUUUCCUUUCUCAAGAUACUUGAACUCAUUCCACAGACUUUGAAACCUCCAGCUAUGAUAUUUGUGGAGAAUGUUGUUGGAUUUGAGACAUCAGAUACUCAUGUAAAAAUGGUUGAGAUAUUGGCAAGAUCUGAUUUUGUUACACAGGAGUUCAUAUUGAGCCCGCUUCAAUUUGGUGUUCCUUAUUCCAGACCUCGUUAUUUUUGCCUGGCAAAAAGAAAGCCUUUAUCCUUUCAGUGCCACUUGUUGAAUAACCAGCUUCUGCAGUCUCCAAGCCCUUUAUUUGGGAAUUAUGACAAUGCAGUCCCCUGUGAACAUUAUCAACCACAAGAGAGAUCAGAUGAGUUGCUUCAGUCUUGCCAGCCAAUAGAGAGGUUUCUUGAAUUCAAGACUUCAGAUGAUAUGGAGAACAGUUCUUUGGUGACCAUCAAUGAUUCCAUACGUGGAUUUGAAGCAUCAGAGAAAAGUGGUGAUGGAAAUGGGUUGGAUUGUAGCUCUGAAGGUCUGAACUAUGUUCCAUUGAGCCUAAUAGAGAGGUGGGGAGCUGCUAUGGAUAUUGUCUAUCCGGAUUCAAGAAGAUGCUGCUGCUUCACUAAAAGUUAUUAUAGAUAUGUAAAAGGUACCGGCUCCCUCUUGGCAACUGCACAGUCGAAGAACAAGGGAAAGACAUCUACUUUGAGGGAGCAGUGCCUUAGAUAUUUUACCCCUAGAGAGGUGGCAAACUUACAUUCAUUCCCAGAAGAUUUUCAGUUCCCAGAACACAUAAGCCUUAAACAACGUUAUGCAUUGCUGGGAAACAGUUUAAGUAUAGCAGUUGUUGCCCCCCUACUUCAAUAUCUAUUUGCUCAACCGUCAUGAUCUGAUGCAAGAGCUCCAUUCAUCAGAUGCACAUGCUUCCUGCCUUUACAUGUGCAAUUAACUAUUAACACCUGCAAAUUUUCCCUGCCAGGGACGACAAUAGGUUCCAUGGAGAAACUUCUCCUAACACAGGCCAAGGCAUCAAAGCUCCCACCCAGUCAGAUCCAAGCCGUUAAUAUUAUGAUGUCCACGAAGCAAGCAUUCAACUGUUGCUACUUGUACCAUUUGUAACAUAUUUUCAUUUAUUUUAUUUUUUAGAGUAGGGAGUAUCAUCUGUGUAAGGUUUUUUUUUUUGAACCUGGGAAAAAUACCUUCAUAUUUAGGCUUUUUCUUUUCCUGUACAAAUUUAUGAUUAAAAUAAUUGUCUAUUU